Molecule: messenger RNA, 1469 nt
Organism: Physella acuta
Lineage: Eukaryota; Metazoa; Mollusca; Gastropoda; Physidae
Source: RefSeq, a predicted model, not a curated record
UGAGUGGAGAGAAUAGCUAACACAGUUUGUGACGCAGAUCAGAAUAAUUAAAGGCCGUCUGCUUCACAUGGGCAACUCUUUAAAUGGGUAGCGAUAACCUCUACGGCUUGGGUUUCUAUAGACUCUGGUAAAAUCGAUACAAAUUUUUUUUUAAUUGAUCACCGUGAUAUCAUUGAUUGGAGUGAUCGUUAACUGGGGCAUGUUGAGGGUAUUUAAGGUGGGGGAGUUAUAAAUGGGUGUUGUUAGCUUUUCCACUUAGAGUAAGGCAGUGGGUUUUUUUUUUAAAAUUCUGUGAUGUAUAGUUUAUUCAUAUGUUGUUAUAUAUGCUAACCGAGACUUUAAUGGCGCUAUAAACAUUGGAUUGAUAGUGGUGAACGGCAGUGGAAUACAUAGGAUAGGUCUACAAACUGGUAGUUUAGUUCUUCAAAUUAAAGAAACAAAGUCUCACAUCAUUAACGCCUGAAUUUAUCGUAGCAUUAGGAACACUUUAAAAAAAUGGAGUCUAGUGGAAGUUAUCAAGACAACAACCAAACUUUUGGCUUCGAUUCACGAUCAGCUUACUCUGGUCGCCUUCACUUAGACCUGAAAGAACUUUGCUCUAAGAGAGAUAAGCCAGAUUAUGACGAAAUAGAUCUUGUGUCAGAGUGCUCUACUCCUGGAGCGUAUGUGCCAGGAAAAUUUCUGCAGUUGUGUGAUUUUCCUUCAGAUACAAACAAUGAUGCAUUGAUAUGGCCAGUUUCAUUAGGAGGUACCAUUAGAUCUGAUGCGGAUACACAGCAGUUAAUGCACAACCAGCCCAGACAUGUUGAUGAAGAAAGCUUUUCUUUUAGACAGGUUACUCGCAAAACACAACGGAUAUCAUUACAAAACCCCAAGUUCUUUGUCCCACUGGUUGUCUGUGUCAUCAUCGCUCUGUUUGCCUUGGGUGGAUUAGCUGCGUUCGUGUAGAACUAUUUGAAGAGCAAGAAUCUAUCUAGUCGACCAGUGAGAUUAUGACAUGAAUUUCUGAGAGAGUGAUGGGAAUCAGACACUGCCAUCAGGGUGAUAUCCACUAGUCAACUGUUACCUGGGUAAAAUAAAACAUUUACGUGUUUUACAAUAUGAUAUUAUAUUGAAGGACUAUUCUUUCUAUUCAAGUAAACUUGAAGGAAUAUACAGUACACAGAAAAUAUGAAAUUACUUAAGAUUGUUUUAAGGUUAAUAAUACUGAAAUUUUUGUUUUAGAAAGUUUCAUGUUUGUGUUUUUUUAAUCGCUUUUUUUUGUGUGUGGAGACCACAAGGAUUUAUUUUAAUGUUUUUUUAAGUAUCAGAUUUUAAAAACUAACAAAAAUGAAAGAUUGACACAUCACAUGGCAUGACAUUCCUUUAAUAUCUAUAAUUCAGAUUGUAGAAAAGUUUUUACCUGUUUUAUUUGUAUAGCAACAUUUUUUUUUAAAACCAUACGGAAAUUGUUUUUUUUUUUUUUUUUA